This is a messenger RNA of Bubalus bubalis (water buffalo), 7535 nucleotides long. It is a transcript of the gene ZFX, whose product is annotated as zinc finger protein X-linked. Gene Ontology annotation, cellular component: nucleus. The record is from RefSeq and is a predicted model, not a curated record. Gene Ontology annotation, biological process: regulation of transcription by RNA polymerase II. Gene Ontology annotation, molecular function: RNA polymerase II transcription regulatory region sequence-specific DNA binding; DNA-binding transcription factor activity, RNA polymerase II-specific; metal ion binding. NCBI's taxonomy places the organism in Eukaryota, Metazoa, Chordata, Mammalia, Artiodactyla, Bovidae.
GGGCCCGGGGGCCGGCCGCGGCCCUCGGGAGAUGGUGGGGGGCGGCCGGGCCGGUUGCGGGCCGCUUGCCUCGCCACGGGGUCGGCAGACCACGGCCCCGCGCGGGCUUUUACGGCCGAGACGGCGGCAGCGGCGCGUGUGUAGCGGCGGCGGCGGGCGGGAGCGCGGAGGAGGUGGAAAGAAGGGGGGCGCUGUCACGGAGACUGCGGCCGCCGGAGACCCCGCCGCAGCGAGGCCACUGGGCUCCCCGGUCGCGGAGCGUGAGCGCGCCGACCGGGGCGCCAGGGGGACACACCGGGCAAAGGAGGGGGCCUAUCUAUCCUUCCGCAUUUUCCUGGGUCUCUCUCCCGGGCGGUGACGUGACGUGCUGACGGCGGGCCCGUGCCGGGGAGCUGGGCCGCUUUUUGUCAGCUCCGAACUCGGCCCCUCCUCCCUCCCUCCGCCCGCCCCACCAGCCGGAGCCCGGCCCAGUGCUCCAGAGAAAGGCCGGCCUGCAGCACCCGCCACCGUCGCCGCCCGCCCGCACGCCCGUCCGGAGCUGUGACUGAUGAAAAUUAAAGGCCAUGGAUGAAGAUGGACUUGAAUUACAACCACAAGAACCAAACUCAUUUUUUGAUACAACAGGAGCUGAUGCCACACACAUGGAUGGUGAUCAAAUUGUUGUGGAAGUACAAGAAACUGUUUUUGUUUCAGAUGUUGUGGAUUCAGACAUAACUGUGCAUAACUUUGUUCCCGAUGACCCAGACUCAGUUGUAAUCCAAGAUGUUAUCGAGGACGUUGUUAUAGAAGAUGUUCAGUGUCCAGAUAUCAUGGAAGAAGCAGAUGUAUCUGAAACAGUCAUCAUUCCUGAGCAAGUGCUGGACUCAGAUGUAACAGAAGAAGUGUCUUUAGCACAUUGCACAGUCCCAGAUGACGUCUUAGCUUCUGAUAUUACUUCAGCCUCAAUGUCUAUGCCAGAACACGUCUUGACGAGUGAGUCCAUACACGUGUCUGACAUUGGACACGUUGAACACGUUGUUCAUGAUAGCGUAGUAGAGGCAGAAAUCGUCACUGAUCCUCUGACAGCCGAUGUAGUGUCAGAAGAAGUAUUGGUAGCAGAUUGUGCCUCAGAAGCAGUCAUAGAUGCCAACGGGAUCCCUGUGGACCAGCAGGAGGAUGACAAAGGCAACUGUGAGGACUACCUUAUGAUUUCCUUGGAUGAUGCUGGCAAAAUAGAACACGAUGGUUCCUCUGGAAUGACCAUGGAUGCAGAGUCAGAGAUCGAUCCUUGUAAAGUAGAUGGCACUUGCCCUGAAGUUAUCAAGGUGUACAUUUUUAAAGCUGACCCUGGAGAGGAUGACUUAGGUGGGACUGUAGACAUUGUGGAGAGUGAGCCUGAGAAUGAUCAUGGAGUUGAACUACUUGAUCAGAAUAACAGUAUUCGUGUGCCAAGAGAAAAGAUGGUUUAUAUGACUGUCAACGACUCUCAGCAAGAAGAUGAAGAUUUAAAUGUUGCUGAAAUUGCAGAUGAAGUUUAUAUGGAAGUGAUUGUAGGAGAGGAGGAUGCUCUGCCGCUGCAGCAGCCGCUGCCGCCCAAGCAGCAGAUGGAUGACAACGAAAUCAAAACCUUCAUGCCAAUAGCAUGGGCAGCAGCUUACGGUAAUAAUUCUGAUGGAAUUGAAAACCGGAAUGGCACUGCAAGUGCCCUCUUGCACAUAGAUGAGUCUGCUGGGCUUGGCAGACUGGCUAAACAAAAACCAAAGAAAAGGAGAAGACCUGAUUCCAGGCAGUACCAAACAGCAAUAAUUAUUGGCCCUGAUGGACAUCCCUUGACUGUCUAUCCUUGCAUGAUUUGUGGGAAAAAGUUUAAGUCGAGAGGUUUUUUGAAAAGGCACAUGAAAAACCAUCCUGAACACCUUACCAAGAAGAAGUACCGCUGUACUGACUGUGAUUACACUACCAACAAGAAGAUAAGUUUACACAACCACCUGGAGAGCCACAAGCUUACCAGCAAGGCGGAGAAGGCCAUUGAAUGCGAUGAGUGCGGAAAGCAUUUCUCUCAUGCUGGGGCUUUGUUUACUCAUAAAAUGGUGCAUAAGGAAAAAGGAGCUAACAAAAUGCAUAAAUGUAAAUUCUGUGAAUACGAGACAGCUGAACAAGGGUUACUGAAUCGCCACCUUUUGGCGGUCCAUAGCAAGAACUUUCCUCAUAUAUGCGUGGAGUGUGGUAAAGGUUUUCGUCAUCCAUCAGAGCUCAAAAAGCACAUGCGAAUCCAUACUGGCGAGAAGCCGUACCAAUGCCAGUACUGCGAAUAUAGGUCUGCAGACUCUUCUAACUUGAAAACGCAUGUAAAAACUAAGCAUAGUAAAGAGAUGCCAUUCAAGUGUGACAUUUGUCUUCUGACUUUCUCAGAUACCAAAGAGGUCCAGCAACAUGCUCUUAUCCACCAAGAAAGCAAAACACACCAGUGUUUGCAUUGUGACCACAAGAGUUCGAACUCAAGCGAUUUGAAACGACACAUAAUUUCAGUUCACACAAAGGACUAUCCCCAUAAGUGUGACAUGUGUGAUAAAGGCUUUCAUAGGCCUUCAGAACUCAAGAAACAUGUGGCUGCCCACAAGGGUAAAAAAAUGCACCAGUGUAGACAUUGUGACUUUAAGAUUGCAGAUCCGUUUGUUCUAAGUCGCCAUAUUCUCUCAGUUCACACAAAAGAUCUUCCGUUUAGGUGUAAGAGAUGUAGAAAGGGAUUUAGGCAACAGAAUGAGCUUAAAAAGCAUAUGAAGACACACAGUGGCAGGAAAGUGUAUCAGUGUGAGUACUGUGAGUAUAGCACUACAGAUGCCUCAGGCUUUAAACGGCACGUUAUUUCCAUUCAUACAAAAGACUACCCUCACCGUUGUGAGUACUGCAAGAAAGGGUUCCGAAGACCUUCCGAAAAGAACCAGCACAUAAUGCGACAUCAUAAAGAAGUUGGCCUGCCCUAAUAAUACUUCGGCAGACUUUUGUAGAGAUGUUGGCUUUGAAGCAGAAAAAUCAUUUUAAAAGCCAGUCAGUCUCGUUCACAUACAAUACUGUAUAUUGAUUUAUGCUGUGUACAAACAGAUUUAUUGCUUUUAGUUGACUUUUUUUUUUUACAUUUUGUUCAAUAGUGUGUUCUGAAUUCUAUUCAGUUUGUUUAAUAAAUGGGGAAAAGCAGCAACAAGCAAGUUGCUUUUAAUAAAGUACUCCCUGAUUCUAUACUGAAUUUUUCUAUCUUAGAAGUUUUAUAUUUAUUUAAAUAUUUACCUUGCUUACCUUGAUGGUACUCUUCUAAGACCAUUUAACUUAAAGUUGACGUAAUUUUAGAUUGGUAACUCUGAAAGUACUCAUGUUGACUUAUUUUUUCCCAUAAAUUUCUCACAAUAAAAUUGUCAGAGACAUCUACUAACAUAAACGGGAGAUUUUACGGUCAGGUCUAAUUAUCCUAACAUGGAAGUCAUUUACUCUUCUUGUUUAAUAUUUUCAGACCACGUGACAAUGAAAGUUUUCAUUCGAGCUUUUGCGUCCCUGGCAUUGCUGAGUGAAGAGCAGUGGCUGGGUUCGGGUUUACCUUUCGUUUUGUUCAGCAGACAAAAUAUCCUUUCAGGGGGGUGCUUUCUUUGGAGUAUUUACACCUUUUGUCAGCAUAGCAAACUUUUAGAAAACUUUACUGAAAAUUUUUGCCUGAUCCUGUUGUAUUUUGUCUGUGCUGCUUUGUGUUGGAAUGAUUGUGUGCUACAAAUGAGACUUACUGAGGACUGCAUUUGGAAUCUCCUAGAGGUAAUUCGUGGCUCAUAGGAUCUUUUGCAACUUUAUAUAUGUAAAUGUACCCUGACUUAUGUAUAUGCACAUAUAUAUGACAUGUAUCAUGUGUAUCGUGUGUAUUGCUUAUUUUACAUAUUUAUACACACAAUCCCAAUUAGUAGUUGUUUAAAAUCUAUAAUAAUGAAAAGUAUUAAAUUUACAAUAACAUGAAAGAUGCAGGGAUGCAUGAGAGAGCAUUUUGUAAAUCAUGCUCUUUGGAGAGACUACUCAGGUGAAGAAUUAGAAGGAAAAUAAGGACACUAGUAUUUUUAAAGAGUAAAGGUAUUUUCUUUUAAAUAUCUUUGGUAACUGAAAAAUAGAACUUAAGAUGUUUCUACAUAGAAUGUUUUCAUAUAACUUCAGCUUCAUGCCUUUAUAUUUUUCUGAAAAGCUAAUGAGUAUCCAGAUAUAUACUCCCUCAGUUCUCUCUGAGAAGCCCGUGAGGGGACUCUGUGUCACCAAGUGAGGGGACUAAGGAAGCAGCGGUUCCAUGUACCACAGAAUGGGUGCUAAUUACGACUUCCACUUGGCAAGUUGAGACUGCUCAUUACUUCUCCGUUACAGCUAGCAGCCUUUCAAAAACGUAACACUCACGUUGGCUUUGAUUAGAAGGUAAAGGUGUAUUCUCAGUGCAUGAGAAAAUUUUGAGGCCUUAUUUGGAAUAUCACCAAGUCUUUCACAGUUGUGUUUUUCUUUAGCAGUUAACUUUUUUUUAACAAAUAGAUAUGAUUCAGGUCAUAAAUACAUAGAAUGUACUUGGUUACUUAGAAUUUGGUUAAGGUGAAUUUUGGAGAACAGAAAAUAGGUUUUGGGGUCUCACUUCCCUGGUGGCUCAGAGGUUAAAGCGUCUUCCUGCAAUGCAGGAGACCUGGGUUAGAUCCCUGGGUCGGGAAGAUCCCCUGGAGAAGGAAAUGGCAACCCACUCCAGUACUCUUGCCUGGAGAAUCCCAUGGACGGAGGAGCCUGGUGGGCUACAGUCCACAGGGUCGCAAGGAGUCGGACACGACUGAGCGAAUCCUUAGUACAUUGGCUGUUGACACAUGAGUAUCUGGCACAUUGUGGGAGAUUUUGGAAUUCUUUCCCCACUUGUUAGCUGCCUUGCCACUUCAUUAUGGUGCUCUAUCCCCUUUGUGCUAUUAGGUUUUUAGCUUUCAUCUUUGUCUUUGCCAUUGAUACGUCUUUGCAAGAGUUAUAUUUUUAGGGUUAGAAAUCUAAUAGUGUUUUGGCAAGCCUCUGAAGUGCUAGACUGAUUGGUCCAUUUCUAAAUCAAGUGCUUUAGGCUGGUACAAACACCAUCUUUGAAUGCCAGUGAAAGCCAAGGCAUAGAAAUGCCUGUGCCCUUUUGCCCCCCGUAACGUGCUUUUUUUUUUUAAGUAACUAACAAUUUCGUGAUUCAUUGCCCUGCAGUACAGUUGAAAGCUCUGUCUGUUUUUUUGUGAGAACCUUUAAAAUCUCCCUUAAUUUCUAUUUUUCCCACAAAUAAUGUAAAAGAAAACACUUAAAGUAGAAAUUUGUUAAUUUUAAAACAUCCUGUAAAAAUUAAUACAGAAAAUAUAAUUGGUCAUUUAUAUUUUUUUAAACUAACUGAAAGAUAAAGAACACAACAAUUUACACACUUUAUAUUUCUCUUACACGGUCUGGAAUCAUACACCGUUCUUUUCUUUUUAAAGCACAAUAUUGAAACCUUUAAAAGGUAUUUAAGGGUUUGGUCAAGUGAAUAUGAUAAAGUGUAUUUGUCUGUAUAAAGAGAAACUGAAAUCGUAGUCACUGUUAUGUACUGACAUUAGUUACAACCUAGUUUUAAUUCUUAAAACGAUUUUGAUUAGCAAAGCUAAAAGGAUGUUUCAGUUAAAUGUUUUAAAGAGGUACAGAUUUUUACAAGGACAUAAUAUAAGUUAUUGUUCUGUAGAAAUAUCCUAUUAAAUAUUGUAUGUCCCUCCCUCUGUACACUUUGUAAAAAAAGUAAAAUACAUAAAAAGAAAAUCAUAUAGGGAUGUGUGACAUUAUUGUAAUUGUGUACUUGAGAAUAACGUGCAAAAAUAAAAAUCAGAAUAUUUUCCUGUUAAUGUUUAGUCUAUUUGAUACCAGUACUAAGUUAAUGCUUUUUCUUAAGGAAAAAAAAAAAUGUACAGUUUUUGUAAACCCAAUAAACAUCAAAAGCAGUGGAUUAUUUUCCUUUCCCCAUUUCUUAAUUCCUUACAUGCCGCAGCAGAAUGCACAAUGCUUGAUCGCUUUGAAUUUUGUGACUUGGAUUUAAAUACUACUAAUAUUUCAGUUCUGCAAAUUUGCAAGUAACAUUUCAGAGAAGUUAAGAGGUGAUUGGGAAGUCCUUUGAUGAGCAUGUCCUUGAAAUUCUUAUUUACUUUUAUCUUCAUAAAGGAUUUGUUUUAUUAGCAUCUCUAAUUCCCCCAAGAUAAAUUUCCCCAUGCACAAAAUGGUUUUUGAGAGCACUUACAGUUUACUUCAGCAUCAGUCCAAUAGCACAUUUAGUCAGUGGGGUUGUCCGCACCUCCACAGCAGAAUCCCUGCCCUAGAGUUACCCCUUUGUACACAGUUGGAAGGCUUUAGUAGACAUUAACAUCCUAGAGAACGGUCAUUGUUAUAAUAAAAAUCAGAAGUCAGGUAAAAGUUAUCAGGAGUCAGAAGAAAAUAAAACAGAUUUGAGUCAUCUUUGAUUUUUAAAGAUGAGAUCUUACAGUUAUGUAACUGUUGGAACAAGUGUUUCUCUAAUAGUUGAAACACUAAUCAAAAUUUGAGGUAAAUGAUUAAGAAGAUAGGUGAAUGUCACUGUCUAGAGCCAUAAAAAAGACAAAACCACGCCAUGCUGAAAAACAAUCACAAUAGAACCCCUGAUGGAUAACAUCUUACUUGUCUGAUCCCAACCACAGACAAUGUAUUGCUCUCUUCUCUGGGAACCUCAGUAUUAACAAUUUCCUUUAUUUCUCACAAAUUCUAGGAUUCAUGUAAGGAAAAGCUUUAUGAGUAGUUGAAAUCUUACAAGGGUGAUAGUACAGGGCAGUGGUUUUGAAAGUGUGGCCUGGUAGCGGUGGUGGCAUUAUUACCUGGACUUUGUUAAAAAGAUGCAAAUUCUCAGCCCCACCCUAGAUUGAAUCAGAAACUGGGUGUGGGACCCAGUCAGUGACCUGUGUUUUAACAUGUCUUAACAUAUGACUUUGAUGCAUGCUCAAGUUUGGGAAGCACUGCUUUAGAGCACUUGAGGAACUUUAUAAAGAUUACUGGUGCAUUAAUUUUAUGUAGCAGACAACACACACACAUGCCCUAGAAGGAAGCAGUGAUGGUGAAAUGGGACUCAGUUUAUACAUUCACUUUCAUACCACUUUAUACCCCUUUUGAAAUGUGAGCCUGUCAGUAAGUCUAUCUUUUAGUAUACAUGUAAAUAUCCUGUAUGUACUUCAUAAAUCUUGUAUGGUCUCCCCAAAGUUACAUUCCUCAAAAGUAAAUAGAAUUCAGAGGAAGGUUCAGCAAGUAAAAAAGGCUGAAAAAAGUGUGUGUUGAAUUGGCCCAGCAGUACUUAAGUAAUUCAUAUCUGAAAAACCAUUUUGCCACAUAUGCAGCUGUUAAGGUCACAUUAAGUUUGCCCUUUUGGAUUUUGUUUUAUCUUUUGUGUAUGUACUGUUUGCCUUUUUCAUAAAAUAACUCUUGGAUUUGUUAUAUAUUGUUCCUGUUAUUUUUGACACCUUUGCUAUUGUAAAUAAAUUCCUAUUUUUAAGUUA